AUGGAACCCGCCCUGGCUGCUUCCGCUCCGGGGUCUGGAGUAACGGAGCCUUCUGCAUCUUCUGAUACUCGUUCUGAUACCAAGACACCUCCUGGCGCAUCUGCAACUUCUGCUGCUGCAACCUCAACCUCUUAUUACCCUGUCGAUAAUAACGCCGACUCUCGUCCGUCCUCUUCAGCAUCGAGCCAUUCGUUUCAACUCCAAAAACAAUCAAACGUACCCGCUCCCGGUCCGCCAUCUCCAGCAACUCUCGCUCGAUCUCAGACGGCCGACGUCCUGCCCGGCUCGUCCUCCGUCCCCGGCCCCGACUCUGUCACCUCGCCUUCUGGUUCUGUUCAAUCUUCUGGAGGCUUCAUCAAGCGCAAGCCUCUCUCCUCGUCGGCAUCGGCGAUUGCUCUGCGCUUCUCGUCAUCAGGAUCACCUGUGCCGUCGCCCAUUGACUUGCCAUUGCCGAGCCAAAGGUUCUCUAGACCUGAACUUAUCGACAGUCCUACCUUCUACGAAUUUUCUUCCGCUUCUCGCAACGGGCCGCAAACCGCCCAAGCUCCCGACGUCAACCUGGCGUCCCUUGCCGCGACAACCCCUGGAACACAGAACAUUCCUGGACACAGCCCUACUGCCUCCAGCUCUGACUUCUCAGAUGUCCUGGAUGGGUAUGACGAUUUGAUAUCCGAAUCUAAAUCAGAAUCUGGACCAGACGUUACCCGUGAGACUAUCCUUGAUGGGAGUGACACAGAAAACGAUAACGACGAAAACGAAGACAAGAAAACCAAAAAUAUUGAUUCGAGGGACAAAGAAAUUGCCAUUGUUCCCAACCCCGCUGAGCCAACACAGCCAAAAGACCACUCUGAAGUUGAUGCUCAAAGAGCUCAAUCGCCUUCAUCCGAUAAUACUAUAUCACACCCGAAACUGGCCCCCGCUCCCAUGUUUGUUCCAAAGCCAGCACCGCCCCAUCUCAAGCUCGACAAGGUCACAAUUGACGUUGCGAACUACGACUCAUCACCGGAUGAUCCCCAUUCACCAUCGGGCCAAAAUACACCAUCGCCCCAGCUCAACAAACCUUUGCCCAAGUCGCCAGGCCAGAACUCACCGUUUGCUUCUCUCUUCAACUGGGCAGCGCCCUCACCUUCACCUUCUGCGACGGAAUUUUCGUCCGCAUAUUCGCCGUUAUCUCCUUCAAAGUACGGCGCAGCCAAUGAUACGGUUAGCAACCCUCAACCUGUCGAUCAAGAAUAUGCCGCCAGUUCCCCCGCUUACGCACAAAUUGACGAAAUGGAAGACGAACUGAAAGCCAUCAGCGCCGAGCUGGCAAGCUCCAUUCGGCGCGAAAUGGACCUGGAAGACCUGGUAGACCGGCUCCAGGAACAGAUAAACAACCCUCAGGCCCCUGGUAAGAGGUCAAGCGAUUACUACUCCGACUCGGGUUACAGCUCGGCAAAGUUGAGCGAGGCCGAGCCGAGUCGAGAGGAACUUGAAAAGGUUCAAAGGAGGUCUGAACAAGAGAAGGCUUCGAUCAGAUUAGAACUCACAAACAAACUCCAAGAUGAGAGGGGGAGAAGAAAAGAGCUUGAUCAGCAGAUCAAGUCGCUUGCUGAAAAGGCGUCGCAAGUUGACCUUGCCCAAAUGAACAACCAAGACGCUAGCGGACGAUUAAAGGAUCUUGAGACCACCUGCGGCGACCUCAGGAGGCGAUUGUCGGAGGAGCGUGUUGUCAAGAACAACUUUGAGGACCUCAUCAACGCUAUCCGAGGAGAGCUUCACGAGGCCACCAGCGAGCGAGACAACCUCCGCGACGAGGUUGUUCCUCAGCUAAGGGCUCGUGUCGAGGGCCUUGAGAUUGAGGCUGCUGAAUACUCCAACUUGACCUAUGAGUCUUCAAAAAUGCAGCAGGAGCUUCACAUGCUGAGGAAGGAAUACGACGUGCUGCGAAGCGGAUCAAGACCUGGUUCCCCUACGCCGUCGCUCAAUAACACUCGCAUGUCUCGUGCCAUGUCUGGUGGCUUCGGUGGCGGUCUUGCCAGAUCCAACUCGGUCGCCACUGGCUCGUUCCGUGGCCAGCGUCCUUCAGGCCUGUCCAGAUCUAACAGUGUUAAAAACGUGCAGACCGAGUCCAGAGAAGCACUUUCGGAGAGAUUAAAGGAUGUCGAGGCUCAGAGAGAUGCCCUCCACAGCGCCCUGAAGAACCUUCUCGACCGUCAGGAGUUCCAAAACCGCGAAAACGAGAAGAAGAUUAGAAUGUUGCAGAACGAGCGGGAGAGGCUCCUUUCAGCAAACCCACGCAAGGCCGGCUUCGAACGAGAAAUAUCUAACCUUCGUACUGAGAUCAAUGUUUUGCGUCGCCGAGCUGAAGAUGCCCUUGAGCAGAAGUGGCAGGUGGAAAGCGGCCUUGGUGGUCUCAAAAUGGAUCUGGACAAGGCAGAGCAGGAAAUUGCCCUACUUCGCGCUCUCUUGGAGGAGAAGGAUAUCCUUAUCCCCCCCUCCUUCGCCCGUUCAAGUGGCUCAAGCACUGGCAGCAACUCAUUCGGUAGCACACCAGUAACAUCCGAGUCGCUUGCAAAGGCAUACGACCAAUUGAAGGCCGCCUAUGCCGAAUCACUUGAAAGAAUCAAGGAACUCGAGAACGAGACCGGUGCGGAUGAGAAGACCCAGCUUGCUGUCGAGCGUCUCGAGCACACUCUUUCCAUUGCAGUCUCUGAGCGCGAUGCCGCCAAGUUUGAAAUUGACAGCCUCAGAAAUCAGUACGAGACGACGAGCGAACUUGAGACCAAGGGUAUCGAGAGUGAACGUGCUCUUGCCGAUGAGCUCAACGACUCGGCCCGUCGGGUUGGAGAGCUCGCCUCUCAAGUCCAGCAGCAGCUUGCAGCUAAUGCACAGCUCCGGGAGCGCCUCUCCAACGCUGUUAUUCGAGGCGACAACGAUCGCAAGAGCAACUCGGACCGCAUUGCUGCCCUUCAAGUUAGCCUCAAGUCCAUGGAGGAGAAGCUUAUUGCUGCCCAAACAGCAUCUGAAGAUCGAGUUAACCGUCAUGAGGAAGAGAUUACUGCUAUCCGCGACGCCCAUAAUGCUCAGCUCCAGCGCAUGAGCAACAAUGCCAGCUUCUAUGGCCCUCGUUCUCCCAGUUUCCAGGCCAACCGCAAGCCAUCACUGCUCAGCCCGAUCUCGCCUCGAUUCCCCGGGUCGCUCCGGUCCCCACGCUUGAGCGAGAAGUCCUUCGAGGAAGCUGCGCAGAUGGAGGCACUCCGUCAGCGAGUGACUGAGCUGGAAAAGGCGCUCGAGGAUGCCGAGAAGGAUAUGCAAGACGUCAUUGCCAGAAUGAGCACAGCUCAGAUUGAGGUACUCACCCUUCAAGAUGAGCGAGAGGCUGCUGUUCGUGAAACACGACGCCUUCAAAAACUCCUUGAGGAAGAGCGAGUUAAGUCUUUUGAGGACAGAUUCAGGACGCUCAGUGGCAACGUCUAA
Molecule: messenger RNA, 3459 nt
Organism: Fusarium poae
Lineage: Eukaryota; Fungi; Ascomycota; Sordariomycetes; Hypocreales; Nectriaceae
Exons: 3
Coding region: 1-3459 (1152 amino acids)
Source: RefSeq, a predicted model, not a curated record